AUGCUACAUCUUACACGCUGGUUGCAGCGGAUCUCUAUAACUGCAUCGUCGGUAUCAAUUACACAUCGGAUUCGUCCGCUGAGACUCCUCAGCAGUCAGGCCAGCUAUGACCGUAGACCCGCAGAGCCACGAAAAUUCAAAAACAUGAAGGUUUGGGUUAUCAGACAAUGGUUUCUGGAUAACAACUCUCACCCGCACCCCACACCAACCCAGAUGGACGACCUGGUAGCUGCAACUGAAAUCCCAAGAAAACGAAUACUUGAGAUCUUAUACCAGCUCAGAACGGGCGUUGCGAACCCACAUUCAUUGAGAGGUGGGCGUGGGACAUGGAUAAUAAAUGAGUGGUUCAUUAAAAAUCACCACUGCCCAUAUCCAGAUGAAGCUGAAAAGGCCCGCCUUGCAGAUGCAUCUGGAUUUUCGAUCAAGAAGGUAGCGAAACAAUUGGCCUCAUUGCGAAAUAUCAUUGAACCGCCAGAGUUUACAGCAAAGGUUCUAAAGCAUCCUCCGGGUACUAAAGAGCCAUGUCUUUAUUAUGUAUCUAAGAAGAGUAUAAGCCAUCCGUCAAAACGCGUUGGCAGAAGGCAAUGGCCAGAACGUUUUGCAGAUACCGCGAGUGGAGCGGACAAGGAUGGCGUUACUACCAUAUCUGGCAAUGCGACCAGCAAGAUCCGCACACCGUACGUGUGCACCGUCUGUCAAAAAUCGUUCACAAUUCCCUCAUUCUGGAAAGAUCACGAAAUGACAACGCACGAAUUCAAUCCAACGGAGUGGAUAUGUAUGCCGCACGGGCUGAAAGAAGUGGGUUCUACAUGCGACUUCUGCUUUGAGCCUAUUGAAGAUCUGAAGCACUUCGAGAAACACAGAACUCUGGAAUGCGCGAAGAGGGACUGCAAAGACCGAACGUUCAGAUCAAAACGAAAACUUUUGGCUCAUAUUCGACAACAGCAUCUUCGACAUGCCACCCACGAAACAAAGCUCGCUUAUCAACCACGCGCAGAUUGGGAGCGGGUAAGGAAACACGUCGAUCCAAACGCUCUGUGGUGCGGAUUCUGUCAGAUCGAGCUCGAGUCUGUCCAUGCUCGCAUGGACCAUGUUGCACAACACUUCAAGCACGGCGAAACCAUGAAUGAUUGGAUUCCAAAGCUUCCUUCUAGCUGA
This is a messenger RNA of Ascochyta rabiei, 1158 nucleotides long. RefSeq lists its product as uncharacterized. The transcript is spliced from 2 exons. Gene Ontology annotation, molecular function: DNA binding. The record is from RefSeq and is a predicted model, not a curated record. Gene Ontology annotation, biological process: regulation of DNA-templated transcription. Bases 1 to 1158 code for a protein of 385 amino acids. NCBI's taxonomy places the organism in Eukaryota, Fungi, Ascomycota, Dothideomycetes, Pleosporales, Didymellaceae.